Molecule: messenger RNA, 570 nt
Organism: Elaeis guineensis (African oil palm)
Lineage: Eukaryota; Viridiplantae; Streptophyta; Magnoliopsida; Arecales; Arecaceae
Product: endochitinase A-like
Biological process (GO): chitin catabolic process; carbohydrate metabolic process; cell wall macromolecule catabolic process
Molecular function (GO): chitinase activity; chitin binding
Source: RefSeq, a predicted model, not a curated record
CAGCCACAAUUCUAUCACUCCAUCCAUCUUAGAGAACAGGAAACAAAAAUGGCACGUAGUGUAAUCUUAUUCCAGCUGAGCCUCCUACUUGCCGGCAUAAUCUCCACCACUGCCCAGAAUUGUGGGUGCUCGUCGGACCUCUGCUGCAGCCAGUAUGGCUACUGCGGAACCGGCAACGCGUACUGCGGUAAGGGCUGCCGAGGGGGGCCAUGUUACUCGUCGCCGGCCACCGGUGGUGGCAGCUCGGUCGCCGAUCUUGUCACCCAGCAGUUCUUCGACAGCAUUAUCAAUCAGGCCCCUAGCUCUUGCCCUGGCAAGAGCUUCUAUAAGAGGCAGGCGUUCCUGGACGCCCUGGGGUCGUAUCCUCAGUUUGGCCAGGAUGGAUCCUCCGUCACUUCUAAGCAGGAGGUUGCUGCCUUCUUUGCCCAUGUGACCCAUGAGACCGGAUAUUUUUGCUACAUAGAUGAGACGGACCAAUCCAAUACCUACUACAUUCGAGAAAGACCAUCAACUCCAGAAAGAGCCGGUGCAUGUAGUGGGAGAUUCGUCUAUGGGUCAUCGAUCCUCUAA